UCUGGAAGGCUGAGUUAUAUUUUAAGAUUAUAUCAUUCAAAAUUCGUGAAAAUAUCGUGAACAGUGAUUCGUGAAAAGGGCUUUAUCAUCAUUCAUAUAAAUCACCUUUAAAAACGAAUUACCAUUCAUGUCAUAAUGUAUCAGAGUAGAUAGAUUUUUGGUGGAUUUUUCUAUUUGGAUUAAUUAAUUAGAGAAGAUUUUAACGAUGGGUCGUACGGUGACUGUGGCUGUUUGCACAUUGAACCAGUGGGCGAUGGAUUUCGAUGGGAAUUCCAGAAGGAUUUUGCAAAGUAUUCAGGAAGCUAAGGAUGCUGGCGCUACUUAUAGAAGUGGACCAGAAUUGGAAAUUAGCGGUUACGGCUGCGAGGACCAUUUCUACGAGUCGGACACCUUGCUCCACAGCUGGGAGGUGCUGGCAACGAUCAUUAAAUCACCGGUCGUUAAAGAUAUGCUAAUCGACGUUGGUAUGCCGGUCAUGCACAAGAAUGUGACGUACAACUGUCGGGUGUCCUUCCUGAACCGUCGUAUUCUGCUGAUCAGACCCAAGAUGCACAUGUGCGAGAACGGGAAUUACAGAGAAACCAGAUGGUUCUCGCCGUGGACCAAGGAACGUACGGUGGAGGAUUAUUUUUUGCCAAGGAUGAUCUCACAGAUCACUGGCCAAACGGUGGUACCAUUCGGCGACGCUGUUAUUUCCACCAGAGACACGUGUGUGGGCUUCGAAAUUUGCGAGGAACUGUGGAACCCUAUGAGCAAUCACAUUCCAACGUGCCUGGACGGCGUUGAGAUUAUUGUGAAUGGUAGCGGCUCCUAUUUUGAGCUUCGAAAAGGAUACGUCACCGUCGACCUCGUUAAGUCAGCCACAUUUAAGUCUGGUGGUUGUUACAUGUUCAGCAAUUUACGUGGUUGCGAUGGUUCCAGAGUCUACUUUAACGGUGGAUCCUCCAUCAGUCUGAACGGUCAGAUAUUGAACCGUGGCAAAGAGUUUGCCCUCGAUGAUGUAGAAGUAAUCGUAGCGACAUUCGAUUUAGAGGAUAUAAGGAGCUACAGGAAUCAGAUCAGAUCGCGUUCUCACUUGGCUGCAAGAUCGCCAAGCUAUCCACGUGUCAAAGUUGACUUUGCUCUUACUUCUGAGGACUUGAUAUCGACUCCUCCUGACCGGCCACUCGGCGUUGAUCUUGGACCUUAUGAAAAUGACAAUCCAGCUAGGAAGCUUGUUUAUCAUACUCCUGAAGAAGAGAUCUCGAUGGCGCCUGCUUGCUGGCUAUGGGACUACCUCAGGCGCUCUUGUCAAGGAGGAUUUUUUUUACCCUUAAGUGGCGGGGUUGAUUCUGCUUCAUCUGCAUGCAUGGUUUAUUCCAUGUGCAACAUGAUCGUGGACUCGGUUAACGAAGGAGAUGUUCAGGUGCUGUCAGAUAUCAGGAGAAUAGUCGGUGACUGCGAAUACGUACCCACCGAUCCAAAACAAUUAUGCAAUACCAUUUUAGUCACUUGUUACAUGGGUACCGAAAAUUCGUCUGCCGCGACGAAAGCACGAGCUGCUGAGCUUGCUAAUCAAAUUGGAUCUUAUCAUCAUAGUAUACUCAUCGAUCUUGCAGUCUCUGCUAUUCUGAACAUUUUUCAACAAGUCACCAAGCUAACACCAAGAUUUAAAGUACAAGGAGGUUCUCCCAGGGAGAAUUUAGCUCUUCAGAAUAUACAGGCACGUUUGAGAAUGGUGAUAGCUUAUUUAUUCGCUCAGUUAAUGUUAUUGGUCAGAGGACGACCAGGUGGUCUUCUCGUGUUGGGAAGUAGUAAUGUUGAUGAAGCACUUCGAGGAUAUUUCACUAAAUACGAUUGUAGCAGUGCCGACAUCAACCCCAUAGGUGGAAUUGCAAAGAAUGAUUUAAAGUCAUUCCUUGUUUACUUCAGGAAGAAACAUGGAAUCACUGCUUUAGACAAGAUUCUAGACGCUCCUCCAACUGCAGAAUUAGAGCCUUUACAAGGAGGGCAACUUUCACAGUUGGAUGAAGUGGACAUGGGUAUGACGUACAAGGAACUCGGUACUUUUGGACGCUUAAGAAAACAACAUUGCGCUGGUCCUUUCUCCAUGUUUUGUAAGCUUGUUCAUAUGUGGGACAAAUGUACUCCAAAAGAGGUGGCUGAUAAAGUGAAACACUUUUAUAGAUGCUAUGCAAUAAAUCGACAUAAGAUGACGAUCCUUACACCGUCCUGUCACGCGGAGACUUACAGUCCCGACGAUAAUAGAUUCGAUCAUAGACCUUUCUUAUAUAAUCACACAUGGAAGUGGCAAUUUAAUGCGAUCGACGAACAGAUGAAACGUCUUCUCAACGAGGAGAAGUCACCAGGAGGUCGAAAGGAUGCGCCCAAGGUACCUGCUAAGUUCAGAAACAUUCCGUCCAGCUUCGUAAUCAGUAAUAAAACACAUCCUGGAGUAGUAGUUUAACCGUAGCAGUAGCACUCUCUGUCUCUUAUCAUUUUGACAUUGCAGCCCAGCGAGCACGCCAAAACUAUACAAGAUUUCUAAUAGAACGUUCGAUCGUACGACGGAUCCAUUGUUCCAUUGGCACUGUUUCUUCUGUCAAAACUCUCGUCCCAAUGAAGCUCGGAUUGGAUUGUGCGAUGAAGAAACUUGUCGCUGGAAGAAUCGCAUGACUCAUAGAUUGUAUUAUAUUAAUGCAAUUAAUGAGCGGUUGUAAAAGUAUCAAAGAUAAACGUAUAUAUAUAUAUAUAUUUAUACAGAGA
Molecule: messenger RNA, 2745 nt
Organism: Osmia lignaria (orchard mason bee)
Lineage: Eukaryota; Metazoa; Arthropoda; Insecta; Hymenoptera; Megachilidae
Gene: Nadsyn
Product: NAD synthetase
Biological process (GO): NAD+ biosynthetic process
Cellular component (GO): cytoplasm
Molecular function (GO): glutaminase activity; NAD+ synthase (glutamine-hydrolyzing) activity; ATP binding
Source: RefSeq, a predicted model, not a curated record